AUGAAAGAGAUUAGAAAGAUAAAGAAAAUAAUUGUUGUUUUAUUGGGAACUGGUUUGGCCGUUGGCAGUUGCGAUUUACUAAUUCAAAAUGACAUUGAAGUGGCUCAGAUACACGCACAAUCUAGUUCCGAACUAACUUCUGGUGGGAGUUGGACUAGUAGUUCUUCUGAGCAUAUCUCAAUAAUAACUGAUUUGGCCGAAAAUAGUACAAAUGAAGAUAGCUCGAGUAAUUAUGCAAUGUUUACUUGUGACUCUAGUUUAAACGGUCAUGGGUUGAACUUUCAUUUUACAGUGGACCAAUUGAAUUGUUCGGUAAAUCAGAAAGAUGUUUAUCGUGAGCCAGAGACUGGUGCAUUUCUUUUGAACUAUGGUAACAUGCUUCGUGCCCGGACACGGGAAGGUAUAUAUCUCUUUUCGGUCUACGAAGACUUUAGUACUUCUCUUCAAACUCGGCUUAUUAAGAUAGAUAUAGUUAGAAAUGACGAAGUACCGACUAUUAGAAAAAUGCUUCAUUACUUGUUCCGGGAUAUUUUCCCUGCUACUUGCCAAGACUGCGUUAACAUUUCGUUUGUCUGGGAAACACACGAUGGCUUACAUAACGUGACUACCGAUACGACCAAGCUUUUUAAUGACGCCCAAAUAGAUCCGAACCGGGAUCUCCCUUUGUUUUUGAUGGUUAAUCCUACCUUUGCGAAAUCACAACCAUCGAUUGUGUCAGUUAAAGACGGGUUCAUGCAAAAUACUCCUACCCCGCCCAGCGAUUGUACUGAUCGAAAAAUAGCGGCUCAAAAGAGUGACUGGGCCCAAAACUCUUCUACUACUAACCCAAUACUAGCUCAAGAAGAAGUAGUAGGAAAGGACGGCUCUAAUGAAUAUUGCGUCUUAGACUAUUAUGACGUUAUAGUAUCUAUUCGGAUGCGAUUUCUGACUAUUGCUGUUCUAACGUAUGAUUGCGUUUACUGUAAAGAGUGGCAUCCAAGUCGAGUGCUAUGCAUACGAAUAGAAGAGAAUGCCUGGGCGGCAGCUAUUCCGCCUAAACGGCCAGACUACUAUGCUGAAGGAUCCUUGGCCCACUUGCUGCAUUCGAGCUUGAAGUGCUACAUAGUUGUUAACAUGGCGAAGGGCUACUGCUUAAGCUUUUUGACUCUGGUACCGAAUCUUACGAUUAUAAAUUCGCAUUGGGAAGUGUUGAGCCAACUUGAUCGGUUUGUGAUUUGGGAGAACAACCAGGGGGUUGAGUUACAGAAGAUGCAUGAUUGUUUCCUAUUGGCCAAGGAGAUCUACAUAACCCAUAGUUGCUGGCAUAAAUUGCUACCAAAUAUUUCGAACUAUCAAUCUAGUCACUCGCUGCCGAUUAAAUUCAAGAUAAAUAUAAACCCUGCUGAACACGUCGGUGUACAUGUUCUGUUUAGGCAAUUUGAAAUCCAGUCGGUCGAAGUAUUCAAUCCAAAUAACAUGAAAGAUGAUGGCCGUAUAAUCUGGGCUGAAGCAAUAGUUGAAGAACUGAUGAAGGCGCUCCGGUACGACUCAACCGCCGCACUGCCCAAGAUAACAUACAAUAAUGCAUCUUUUUCGUUUGAAUCUAGAUCAGAAACUACUAACCAAGAUACUAACACAAUCCAAGAGCCACCGAGCAAGCGCCAAAAGAUCUCUUUUAGUUCUAUCCAAACCAGUACAUCUGCCUUGGGCUCCCAGUCGAGAUAUAGCACUACAAGCCCGUUACAAAGCCAAGACAGCCAUGGGACCAGUUUGCUUCAAAACACUAACUCAUCCGGCUGUCCAGACAGCCCAUCUUCCAGCACCAUUGACCCGGCAAUCCAGUCUAAUAUUAAUGCAGCUUGUUUCGACCACCCAUACCAUCUCACUUCACAGUCAGCCCACGACCAAUAUAAUCUAGCGCCAUCUCAGCCCAGUUCAGAUUUAACCUACGAUCAGAUCAACGCAAUAAUAACCGAAUCCUUUCCAGAGCUAACUCAGAAUCAACUUAAUCCCGCACUCCUCCAACCCCUUCCAGAGCUGUCUCAAGGUCAACUUGAUCCAAUCCAAGCCAACUCUAAUGCAGAAUCAGCACUACCAGCACAACCCACCCCAAUACUAACCCAGUCUAAUCCACUACCAAACCAACCCGAUGAUUCAAUGCAAGAUCAAGUUGACUCAACAGAAAGCCAACUUGAAUUGAUAGUAGCCGAAUGGGAUUUAGAUUUAGAUUUAGAUUCGGAUUUAGAUUUGGAUUCGGAUUUAGACUUGGAUUUAGAUCAAUUAUGCCCACCAGACGAUGUUGUUGACUUGGAUUUAACUCAAGAUACAGUUAAUACAUCAUCAUAUGACCGUCUUGCCGAUUCCACCCAAAACCUAUCCUGUCGGUCUUAA
Nematocida homosporus is the source of this 2370-nucleotide messenger RNA. RefSeq lists its product as uncharacterized. NCBI's taxonomy places the organism in Eukaryota, Fungi, Microsporidia. The coding region runs from base 1 to 2370 and encodes 789 amino acids. The record is from RefSeq and is a predicted model, not a curated record. The transcript has a single exon.